Aspergillus campestris IBT 28561 is the source of this 1725-nucleotide messenger RNA. RefSeq lists its product as uncharacterized. The record is from RefSeq and is a predicted model, not a curated record. The transcript has 4 exons. The coding region runs from base 1 to 1725 and encodes 574 amino acids. Lineage: Eukaryota; Fungi; Ascomycota; Eurotiomycetes; Eurotiales; Aspergillaceae.
AUGACAUCGCGAGAAGAUAAUGUCCUGAAACCCCGAGAUCCGUCUCUCACGGACGAGAACGACUGGGAAGAGUUCAGUCUGUCCGAGGUCCGAAUCCUACUUCCUGGGAAAUCGCGCUAUGCCAAUCUUCUGGCUGCCUCCCCGGAUAACCCCGUCCAGGUAACCGGCUGUCUGGACGAGGUCGAGGAGGAGCAAGAGUCUCUGGUCAUCGACGAAGACUACCUAACGAAACGCAUUGUGCUCGAAAACGUGACCCACUACGCCUACGGUCAACACAGCGAUGGCGAGGUCGGGUUCUGGGUCGCCGGCCGCGCGGGGUGGUUCUCCAUCUCCCCUGCGAGGGGAUACCGACCCAUGUUCAAUGACGUGGUAGAGGCUAUCGAUCUAUUGUAUUUCCUUGCCGAUAAGCAUCAGCCGAAGCGGCGCAAGCGGAGGACCCUUAAUCCUACUGUGGAAGACUUGUGUGAGGAGUAUAUUAUCCACACGCAUGGUAUUUGUGAGGAUGCAGAUGACUCGGUUGAAGUGUUCUACAAGCAUCGCCAGUUUCUCCUGUCGCGGAUGCUGAAGAGGGAGGAGGAUAUCCCGUGGACGCAAACGAAUAUCUUUGAGCACCUUUGCGAAAAGUUCCCGGAGGACUACGAGCAGCUCAAGGCUGAGUACGAGCAGAAGGAGGGGGAUGCUGACACCGACGCGGAAGAACAUUCUACUCCUGAGCAGCCGAGAGAGACGAGACCCAGUUCGCCAGACCCCACUGCAGCUUCGAGAGACCAGGCCAAUACAAUAUACCAGGUCGUGCUAGACUUGAAGGAAGCGGGCUAUUUGGCGAGGCGCCAGUUGACUCUGGAGCUUCUUACUUCCACCCUGGUUGACCGGUAUGAGGUGGAGGAUGUCGAGUAUGCCCGAGAGCUCCUCGCGUCAAGAGCCGAUGUCGUCCUCGAGUUAAUGGACGAGGCGAAAACGUCGACUUUCGACUGGUCGCGGAAGGUCAUCUACCGAGAACUCAAGGCCCUGGCUAAAGAGAACGCCUCGACGAACAUUACUUUCACCCCAUUACAACCUCGCACAUUGAACGAAGAUGGUUCAUCCGGAGAGGAUAGCGAAAACGAAGACAGUGAUCAGCUGCAAAGACCGCGGGUCCGUAAGUCGGUGCUCAGGCCCAAGGGCUCAAUCGCCAUCAAAAAGUCGGGCAAGCGAGCACGGAGCAUCGGAGUUGAUCCGGAAUAUCUUUCCGACGACAACGCAGACGCCAUGGACGAAUUCGAGACGCCAAGCAAGGUCCGUGGCCAUGACCUCGUGCGUGAUCCGUUAUCAACCAGAGCGAAACGGACCCGCUCGUUUCUCUCCGACUCGGGGUCCACCCCGAUCCUCAAAACACCGCUCCAGGAGACCUUGCAGAGCCGGAACACCUCAGUCUCUGUCGCUGACCAGGAGCCUUCCGACCUGGACUCCACUCACGGUCUCGAUGAUCUGCCAUCCGACACAUGGGCGUGUCAAGUGCCGGGCUGCGGAAAGAUGGUCUCCAAGGCCAGCUUGAAACGGAGUCAGAAGGUGAUCGACGACCAUUCAUUGGGGCACGCCGACGACACCAAGGCCAAGCUGGACCUGGUCUUUGCUGAGCAACAACUCAACAUUGGUCUUCCCGUCGACAACCUUCUCAGUCGGAUUCGGGAGAUGGGAACCGCAGACGCCAUGGCGUUUUUGGAAAAUGGAGCGAGCGAGGUAUGA